Alnus glutinosa is the source of this 2676-nucleotide messenger RNA. Its product is annotated as methyl-CpG-binding domain-containing protein 13. The record is from RefSeq and is a predicted model, not a curated record. The transcript has 8 exons. NCBI's taxonomy places the organism in Eukaryota, Viridiplantae, Streptophyta, Magnoliopsida, Fagales, Betulaceae. Gene Ontology annotation, molecular function: DNA binding. Bases 152 to 2527 code for a protein of 791 amino acids.
GAUCAGGGUUAAUUUCACUCACAUUUUGCAUUCCUCUCUCACAGUUUCACUCAGCAAAAGCCCAAAGCUGGCAGAGAGAGAGAGAGUGAGGAUCGCCGGAGAAGCGUCACGUUCAGGCAUCUUAUCGUCGGAGAGCUUGGAUUCCGGCGACAUGGUGGCCUGGAACUCGCCGGACUGGCUCCCCUCCGGCUGGAUCGUCCAAUUCAAAGUGCAGAAAACCGGUCGCAAAAUCAGGUUUUACACAAAUUUGGAAACUGGGAAGAAGUUCUUCUCCAAGGAUGAAGUUAUCCACCAUACAAAAGUUAGUAGCAGUAAAGGUAGAAAGCCUCAACCAACUAAUGGAAACCCCAAAAGGCACUCUAGAAAAAAUUCUAAGCCACUUGUAGUAAAAACAAAUGAACAUCCUGAAUGGUUACCUAAAGGUUGGAAUGUGGAGGUGAGAACCCGGAACAGUGGGCCAAAAAUUGGAGCAAAGUACAAGUGUUACCUUGAUCCUUUGACCGGAUGUAAAUUCUAUUCCAAGCCACAGGUGUUUCAAUAUCUCAAAACUGUAAAGCUGGGUAGUAGGACACCCAUAAAGAAAAAACCAGAUAUUGGUCUGCCUUUGGUUGUAGUUGAGAAGUGUACGGUGGAAGAUUUACCAGCAGGGUGGAUAAAGGAAAUCAAGAUUAGAAAGAAUUCAAUUGGAAUUAGAAGGGACCCGUAUUACACGGAUCCAAGAAGUGGAUAUAAGUUCCGCUCCAAAAAGGAUGUUUUCCGCUAUCUAGAAACCGGAGAGAUUAGUAGAAAUGCAUUUAAACCAAAGGAAAGCUGCAUCAACAAUGAAGAGUGGAUUAACGGUGAAAUCUCACCAUCAACUGCAGCUAAAAGGCAGAAAUUAAAUCACCCAGCAGCUGGACAGAGUCUUUUUGCAGGUAAGGGAAGUUCUGACAAGGACAGCUUGGAAUCGGCAGAAGCCAAGAGCUCAAGGAGAGGGCGAGCAAAUAAAGUAUCUGCUGAACAGAGGGUUGCUUUUGCUCCCACAGCUGAGAUUGUCAUAGACAAGCAUUCAGUGGGGGAUACAAUUAUGGAGUCUGCUGAAACCAUGGAAAAUUCCAAUCCAGGGAGGUCAACAUUGCCUAAAGCUGAUGGCUUCAAGAGAAAAGGUCGACCAAAAAGUCUCCCUGCCAAUGAUGAGCGUGUUUUAACUCCUGCGGUUGAUAUCCUGCAGGAGAAGAAUGGCCUUGAGAAUAUGAAGGAAACAAGGACUCGGAAAAAUCAGAUUAACUUAAACAAAUCCAAGAAGACGAAAGAGUUGAACUUGCCUUGCCGAUCUUCAAAACGACUUGCUGGGCUUGAACCUGAGCAGGUUGUCAACUCUGUUUCCAGUCAGCAAGCUUUUCAAGUUUCAACUAGGAAGUUUAAUGAAAGUGGAGCUGGUCCAGAUGCGGAAUUGGCUCCAUAUAGUUUGUCAAAUGGAGCAACUGAGCAGCCCAAGGACGGACAAGAAACUGUGAAUGAACAUCAUGCUUCUAAAGACAUAAACAAUCCAUUACAUGGAGAGCCAUCAGAGAAGAGCAGGAAGCCUAUUGAAAACCAAGUUGCUUCCAAAGAGCAACUGGAGACGCUGGAAACUGAAACAAUGGAUGAUGAGAAACCAAAACAACAACCCUACUUUCCAUUUGCAAAUUCUUGGUCAGAUCCAUGCCUAGAAUUCGCAAUCAAGACUCUUACGGGUGCGUUACCACUGGAGGACCCUACUAAUAACAGGCUUGUUGAGCUCCCGCAAAACGAGAAUACACUUGAGACUGGGAUAAAAAAGAGCAGCAGUAGAAGAACUCAGGUUAACUUGAAGAAAUCUAAGAACAAAAAAGAGCUUAAUGUGCCGCCCCGGUCUUCGAAACGACUUGCUGGAUUUGAACCCCAGAUGGCGGCCAAUUUGAUUUCCAGUGAACGAGCUCUUCAAAAUGCAAGUGGAAAGUCUCGUGAAAGUGAAGCCACUCCACCUGUGGUUUUGGCAGAUGGAGCAUCUCAGCAGCUUCAGGCUGGGCUAGACAUGGAGCCUGCAGCACAUCAUGCCUCUACUAACAUAAAUACUCCAGUACUUGGAGAGCCAUCAAACAAGAGCGAAAAGCCUCUUGAAUCCCAAGUUGUUUCCAAAGAGCCACCUCAAAUGCCUCAAACUGAAAUAAUGAUAGAACCACAGUUCUCCUUUCCUUUCGGGGAUUCUUGGUUGGAUCCAUGCCUAGAAUUUGCCUUCAAAACUCUUACAGGUGCAAUACCCGUGGAAGAUAAUUUGGCAAUUCAAGCAAGCUUCCAGGAACAACUUGAUAUCUCUCAGACGCAGAGGGAUAGUAGUUUGGCAUUGCCAGAUUUUGGGUUUCCCAGCUCUUUCCAAAACGACAUUUCAUUCAAUUUUGAUUCAGCAGAAAAAUCUGUGUCAGGACAUGAACCAGGAAGUGUGAGCUUGCCGAGUUGCAGUGGAGUUGGUUCUCAAAAACCUUGCUUGGAGGGCAAUAAGGAUCUCCAUGGAAAUGUAAACUCCUAGAAGAAAGGCAGCUAUUUAUCUGGGAUAAUUAGUACUAAUCCGCCUUUUGUUGUUUGUAUCUUGUAAUAUUUGUAACUAGAGCUUGAUGCUCAGUAUCCAUCUGUUUAGAAUAUCUAGGGGCUAAAGCAAGAACAGAGAAUUUUGAGUCA